UGCAGAAUUGCCGAGCGCACCAAUCACAUGCUGUAAACCACACGGGUUAUUUUGUUUACAGACGUCUUUAAUGGUAGUUCGCUCUGGAAAAUUUACAACAUGGCAGCGCUCGUAAACAGCAGUUUAAUAAAGGUGGUCAGGAGAUGUAUUUUAGAUUCUCGGUUCCAGUCGCGGCUUUUUCCUUUACGAACCCUCACUAACAGUGGAAGAGAUCAGGGCACUGCAGGAAGCGGCUUGUGUAAUGACUCCAGCCGAGCAGGCCUGUUCAGAACAGCCUGCGCUGUUGCUUUGGGCAUCGGCGGAACAGCUUUGCUUUAUUCCAGCCUACAGGGAGGGGAACAGCCGCCGCUGGAGAAAAUUACUGCAGAAGGCGGUGCGAGCGGUUCAGUAUUGGGACACUUGUUUCCGACAGUCUGUUGUGCUUCACCGUUCAAACCAGACAGCCCCCGCUUCAAAUACAACUUUAUUGCCGACGUCGUGGAAAAAUCCGCACCCGCUGUUGUGUACAUUGAGAUUAUUGGAAGGCAUCCAUUUUCAGGCCGGGAGGUUCCAAUUUCGAACGGCUCUGGGUUUAUCAUCAGUCAGGAUGGGCUGAUUAUUACAAACGCUCACGUGGUGGCUAACAAACGAGGAGUAAGAGUGAAGCUGGCCAACGGAGAUGCAUAUAAUGCAGUGGUUCAGGAUGUGGACCAAGUAGCGGAUAUAGCCACCAUUAAAAUUAAUGCCAAGCACCCUCUCCCAACCCUUUCUCUGGGCCGCUCUUCAGAUGUCCGGCAGGGUGAAUUUGUGGUUGCCAUGGGGAGCCCCUUUGCCUUGCGCAACACCAUCACCUCUGGGAUUGUCAGCUCAGUGCAGCGAGGAGGACGGGAGCUUGGCCUCUCCAACUUCAACAUGGACUACAUUCAGACUGACGCCGCUAUUGAUUUCGGGAACUCAGGUGGACCACUUAUAAAUCUGGACGGUGAAGUGAUUGGUAUCAACACCAUGAAAGUGACGGCAGGUAUCUCCUUUGCUAUUCCUUCAGACCAUAUCCAGCAAUUCCUCACCAGUGCACAGGAGAAGAAAAAAUCUUGGUUUGGUGGAUCAGAAACUAAAAGACGCUAUGUUGGUGUAAUGAUGCUUACGCUUACUCCCAGUAUCAUUGCACAGUUGAAGCUUCGUGACCCCAGCUUCCCGGAUGUGACCCACGGUGUGCUGAUUCACAAGGUCAUCAUAGGGUCUCCUGCAUACAGAGCUGGAAUGAAAUCUGGAGAUAUCGUCAUUGAGGUCAAUGAACAUACAGUGAAGACAGCUGAAGAAAUCUACAAUGCAGUGCGGACCUGUGACAGUAUUAACAUGGUAGUGAAGCGUGGGCAAGACCUGCUAAUGCUGCGUAUGACACCUGAAAUUACAGAGUGAAGGGUUUCACAGCACUGAAGAGAAACCAAUAUCUCUGCCAUCAAUCGUGCUUGCUGAAAUGGUUAAAUCAGGAUAGGUCCAGGGUAAUAGCAAGUCUCAGGCCUCAUCUAAGGGGAUAUAUUUAUAAUAAUGAGUUUGAAUGUAAGAGAGAAUGAUGUACGUGGGUUUGGGUCAUACAGUAUUUUUAUUGAUGCCCUCAGUGAAGGGUAAAAAAAAACACUUAAUGCAUUAGGUCAUGGUGUAGUUUGUUAAUGCAAGUGUAAUGUGUGUUGUCAGCCAACAUUUAGAGACAAAGCGAUUCAUGUUGUACUCUUCACUAUUGCAAUAACCAGCAUCUGAUCAAUAAUAAUGAUAAUGAUAUUGCAACAGUAAAUAAAUCAUUGAAUCAGAACCGUCAUUAUUUAUAGUGGUUUCUGCCCAUGCUGAACAGCAAGAGGGAAGAGGAUGUAUAAAUCAACUGAGCAUCUCAAAAUAGAUUGGAGUCUGUAAAUUGUGAGCAAUUCAACAGCAGUAACAGGAACGUUACGUUUAUUACAUAGUUUGUCCACCGUUGGGGCUGAUUGAAAAACUGUCGUCUGCUUCACUUCUCAAACAAUAAAUGGAACGAUUGCUGUAAUUACUUUUGGCGGACAACAGCAUACGUGGGUAAUAUGGAUGGGGAUGUUUGUACUGUAGCAUUAGGGUUAUUAUGCUGCAUGUGAAACCAAGGAGAGGGUUUACCAAAGCAAGGCAUUGAGAAGAACAGAGCUGAAAACAAGUCGGAAGAGAAUGUCAUCGUGAGGAGCCCAAACAUUACUUUGGAAAAAAUGAAGAUGCGAUGAACAGUUGAAAGGGCAAAGUGAAUGAGCCCAGUCUGAAGCAGUUUGUAGCGGCUUUUCUACUAGAUGUACUUUACUCGCUAAGGGCCCAAUUGAAUGAACUUUUAGCUGGUAAAAUAAGGAUUUUAGCUAAAUACAAAACCUUGUUAUGCAUUUCCUCAUUAAAACUGGUUAUUGAAAGUGAUGAAACCACUAAAUAUAAUUCAGCAGAAAUCACUGAAUAAGCUAGAGAUGUUUACAUAUUUUGGUGUUUUUAUUUUUAAAUUAUGAUAUUUUGUAAUAUUCAGACAUGUACUAUAUGUUUACAGUUUGUAAGGGUUCUCCUUGAACACCAGACCAUAAGUUGUGUCUACUCACUAAUACAUUUGAAUUACAGAGUGAUUGCAUUAUUAAUCCAUAUUGUCUCUGUUUUUUAACAAUUUUAUGUUAGCCAUUCAAUAAUUACUGGCAAAUCAUACCAAUGUAACAAAGUCAGUAUUGCAAAGUGGGACAUAAUACCAGUGAAUUGUGGAUAAGAGAAUACGUAUAUAGUCUUCAGGGUCAUUAAAAAGUCUGCCAGUUAAAUUCUGUAACUUACAGAAUCUCUGUUGCAAGCCUGAUGUGAGUGUUUCCAUAUAAAUUCCAUUAUGAAAUCAAACUGCGAGUGUUUUUUUGAAAAAUCGCGAUAAUAAACGGGGUAUGAUAUUAAGUGAGGUGAUAUAAAAACAGGUUAAUCUAUUAAUUAAUUUGUCUAGUUUCCUUUCCAAUGUAGAAACCAAACUUUCUGUCUGUCAAUGUGAUUAACACAUAAAUAAAACUGUAAUUUUUAACAA
Messenger RNA from Polyodon spathula (Mississippi paddlefish), 3028 nucleotides. Its product is annotated as serine protease HTRA2, mitochondrial-like. The record is from RefSeq and is a predicted model, not a curated record. Lineage: Eukaryota; Metazoa; Chordata; Actinopteri; Acipenseriformes; Polyodontidae. Gene Ontology annotation, cellular component: mitochondrion. Bases 100 to 1398 code for a protein of 432 amino acids. Gene Ontology annotation, molecular function: serine-type endopeptidase activity; protein binding. The transcript is spliced from 8 exons. Gene Ontology annotation, biological process: positive regulation of apoptotic process; proteolysis; programmed cell death.